This is a messenger RNA of Bombina bombina (fire-bellied toad), 2537 nucleotides long. Its product is annotated as gastrula zinc finger protein XlCGF57.1. NCBI's taxonomy places the organism in Eukaryota, Metazoa, Chordata, Amphibia, Anura, Bombinatoridae. The record is from RefSeq and is a predicted model, not a curated record. Gene Ontology annotation, biological process: negative regulation of transcription by RNA polymerase II. The transcript has 12 exons. Bases 301 to 2067 code for a protein of 588 amino acids. Gene Ontology annotation, molecular function: DNA-binding transcription repressor activity, RNA polymerase II-specific.
CUGCUAGCUAGAUGGGAUGUAGCUGCUACGCGAGAUUUCCAGUAACAUGAAGUGGGUCAGAGAGUGACAAACAAAGGCCGCCGCUGCCUGGGACCACAAAGCCCAGUGUAGCCGUAUGGUGAUCACGCUGUCCUGCAACCUUCUUGGGGCAAUCUGUUUCCUGCUACGCCGCUCCAUGCUUCCUCAGGCUUCCAGACUCGAUCCUGCAACAAGAAAAGACAAUUUGAAACUCCACUCAGCUACAUCUCCCAUUCAAAAGACAAUUUGAAACUGCAUCUUCAGAGGCAGGUCUCACUGACCAUGAACAAGAUGAAGAAGAAGAAGCUGCCUGAGCGGAUCCUGAAUCACAUCCUGGAGAUUCUCUACCUGCUGACGGGAGAGCGUGUGACUAACUCACUGACAGCGAGUCACAUGACCGGGGACAAGAUGACGACAGAGAGAAUACUGACCCACACCCUGCAGAUCAUUUACCUGCUGACAGGGGAGGUGCCUAUAAAGUGUGAUGACGUUGCCGUGUAUUUCUCUAUGGAGGAGUGGGAUUAUAUAGAGGGACACAAGGAGCUAUACAAGAACGUCAUGAUGGAGACUCAUCAGAAACCUCAGACCACUGAGAUCCCAGCGCACAAGGACUCGGGUGACGGUAACGCUGAGGUCAUAUUUAAUACUGAACAAACAAAUCAUUUAGAUCUAAGUCAACUGGAACAUCUGGAGCAGAAAAUCAAUACCAGCGCAGUUACAAUUAAAGUGGAACAAACAGAAGAUCUGUGUGCGGUAAAACCCCUUGAAAAUCAGGAGCAGGAAAUCUAUGAAGAUACUGACAGGAAACACUCCGAGGAUACAGACACAAUUACAAUUAAAGUGGAACAAACAGAAGAUCUGUGUGCGGUAAAACCCCUUGAAAAUCAGGCGCAGGAAAUCUAUGAAGAUACUGACAGGAAACAUUCUGAGGAUACAAUUCAAAUUAAAGUGGAAGAAACAGAAGAUCUGUGUGCGGAGAAACCCCUGGACUUUCAGGAGGAGGAUAUCUAUGUAUAUAGUGACAUAGAAAACCACGAGGAUACGGACACAAUUAAAAUUAAAGUGGAAGAAACAGAAGAUCUGUGUGCGGAGAAACCCCUGGACUUUCAGGAGCAGGAAAUCUAUGUAUAUAGUGACAUAGAAAACCACGAGGAUACGGACACAAGUGAAAACGAUGCUAAGAUUUCCUGUAACACUGAACAAACAGAGGAUCAGUGGCAAAGAAAUAUGCCAGAAGCUGCAGUGCAGGAAAUAUGUGACAAUAUAAGUACAGGUGAAUUUACAAACUCCAAUAGUCAUAGUCCGAGUGCAGAUGCUUCUUUAAAUCUUCUUGUAAGAACGUAUGAAGGAAAUUUAUGUUUUGAACCUGUGAACUGUUUUGCCUGGACAUCACUUAUUAGUGAUCAGACAAAUCAUACGGAAGAUAAAAACUUUUCAUGUUCUGAUUGUGCGGCAAGUUUUACUCUGAAAUCGUCUCUUGUUAACCACCAGAAAAUUCAUGCAGAGAAAACCUUUUCAUGUUCUGAUUGUAGGGCAUUUUUUACUCUGAAAUCGUCUCUUGUUAACCAUCAGAAAAUUCAUACAGGAGAGAAAGAAUUUUCAUGUUCUGAAUGUGGGACGUGUUUUACUCUGAAAUCCUCUCUUAUGAACCAUCAGAAAAUUCAUACAGAGAAAACAUUUACCUGUUCUGAUUGUGGGACGUGUUUUACUCUGAAAUCAUCUCUUAUUAACCAUAAAAAAAUUCAUACAGGAGAAAAGCAAUUUUCCUGUUCAAUAUGUGGGAAAUGUUUUAACCGUAAAGACAAUCUUGUCACUCAUCAGAAAAUACAUUCAGGGGAGAAAGAAUUUUCAUGUUACCACUGUGGGAAAUGUUUUUUUAAGAAAUCCGUUCUUAUUAGACAUAAGAAAAUUCAUUCUGGGGAGAAAGAAUUUUCAUGUUCUCAUUGUGGGAAAUCUUUUACUCAGAAAUCAACUCUGAUUAGGCAUCAGAAAAUUCAUGUUAAAGGAAAUAAGGGAAAUGAGAACUUAACCUCACCUCACCUGUCCUAAAUAAAAAAUGUACAUUUAUUUGAGUCAAGGUUCAUAAGAUGGAGCCCCUAUGUGCAGAUGUUGUAUAAAUAUUAACCAAAGGCCCUUAUUUAUGUGUUGAUAAACCCUUCGUUGAAAUGUAGGUACUGUUCAGGGCAUCAUAGUCAUGUGAUCACUGAUGUGACAGUGUUUCAAUUUAAAUUGACCAGGUGUACAGGGUAAGACCCAACAUUAACAUCAGAUCUGCAAAAGGCCUCCAAAAGCUCUUGUCUGGAUUAGGAUAGUCCCCUGGCUGCAAAAAUUGCAUAGCGUUGAAAUAUAACAGAAAGUUGUUGUUUUUUCUAUAGAAAAAUGUGAUAUUCUAAAUUUCUGCUUAUUUUAGAAAGUUUACCUAAUACAAUUAUAGAUCCACAAAUGUUUGGAUUAUAGAGUUGUGAAAAAAACAUGAUUGUUUACAACCUUGUUUAUUUCAAUAAAAAAAGAAAAAAUCA